GGCUGGAGGGCUGGGCUGCCGCAGCUCCGGGUGCUGCGGACCUGCCUCUGCGUUGGGCUGAUGGGGAGAUUGUCACCGAGUGGGACGGAGAGGAGCCGGUGGAUUUUCUUGCACCAGAGAAGUUUCUGCAGAACCAGCAUCUCAGUUAUGGGCAACUCCUGUCCCUGCUGCUGGGAGUGGAGGGGAAUGGGACUGGGAUGGAGACCGGGGUGCUCCUGCUCCGGGUCCAGCUGGUGCUGGAGGGUGAGGGGAUGGAGAUCACCAUGUCCAGCAGUGAGACCCAGCCCCAGCGCGGAAAGCAGGCUGUCACCUUCAGGCUGCACGAGGCAGAGGAGGGUGUGGAGCCUUUACUGUCGGCCUUCAGCUUCCAGCGCCUGCUCUCCAACCUGACCGCCCUCCGCCUCCGUGUGAGCCGCGGCCCCGUGCGAGGCAGGCUGUCCCUGAGUGAGGUCCAGCUCACGUCUGCUCGCCCUGGGCCGGGGGUGCGGGCGGGCUGGGUGGAGGAGUGCACGUGUCCCCCGGGCUACAUCGGGCAGUUCUGCCAGUCCUGCGCACCCGGCUUCAAGCGGGAGAUCCCCUUCGGUGGCCCCUUCGUCAGCUGCGUGCCCUGCACCUGCAACCAGCACGGGGACUGCCACCCCCUCACAGGGCACUGCCAGUGCUUGCACAAUACAGAAGGUCCCUCCUGCGAGCGCUGCAGCCCUGGGUUUUACGGCAACCCCUUCGUAGGGCGCUUCGAUGACUGCAAGCCGUGCCCCUGCCCUGGUCACUCGCCCUGCACUGAGGUGCCCGGCAGCGGGGAGGUGGUCUGCACCCACUGCCCCCCGGGGCAGAGAGGAAAACGCUGUGAGCUCUGCGAUGAUGGGUUUUUUGGGGACCCCCUGGGGCAGAGGGGCCCUGUGCAUCCCUGCGUCCCCUGCCAGUGUCACGGGAACGUGGAUCUCAACGCCGUGGGAAACUGCGACCCCGUGUCCGGCCAGUGCCUGCGCUGCUUGUACAACACGACGGGCGAGCACUGCGAGAGGUGUCGAACGGGCUUCUAUGGGGAUGCGCUGGCUCCCAACCCUGCUGGGAAGUGUGCACCUUGUGAUUGCAGCCCUGAUGGCUCAGCCCCUGGGAUGGAAGGCUGCGAUCCCGGCACGGGCCAGUGCCACUGCCUCCCGCAUGUGACAGGCAGAACCUGCGGGCUCUGCCAGCCCGGCUACUAUGGCCUGCAGCCCGCCGUGGGGUGCAGGAGCUGCAAGUGCCACUCGAUGGGGUCGCGGGAGAGCGGGUGCCACGCACUGACGGGGCAGUGCUCCUGCCAGCCAGGCGUCACGGGGAAGCAGUGUGACCAAUGCCACCAUGGCUUCUUUGGCUUCUCAGCCAGGGGCUGCCGAGCCUGCAACUGCUCCCCACUGGGCUCCGUCACCCCGCAGUGCCGUGAGAACAGCACCUGCCUCUGCCACCCCGGCUUCGUGGGCUACAAGUGCGCCCGGUGCCAAGCCAACUUCUUCCCCGACCCGCCCAGCUCCCGCUGCCAGCAGUGUCCUGCCUGCUACGGGCUGGUGCAGGAUGAGGUACAGCCCCUGAAGGCCAGGCUGCAGGAGAUGGAGGAAUGGCUGCAAAAAACAGGAUGCGACCAGUCCCCUGUGCUGGGAGAUGCGCCUCGGGGAGAUGGACUGCCCAGCCCUUAUCUCCUGCAAG
Molecule: messenger RNA, 1686 nt
Organism: Pelecanus crispus (Dalmatian pelican)
Lineage: Eukaryota; Metazoa; Chordata; Aves; Pelecaniformes; Pelecanidae
Source: RefSeq, a predicted model, not a curated record